Molecule: messenger RNA, 347 nt
Organism: Tinamus guttatus (white-throated tinamou)
Lineage: Eukaryota; Metazoa; Chordata; Aves; Tinamiformes; Tinamidae
Source: RefSeq, a predicted model, not a curated record
GGCAUUCGCAAGGUGGAACGGGAUCGCCAUGUUUCGAAACAGCCUCAAGAUGCUUCUUACAGGAGGAAAGGCAAACCGCAAAAACAGGUCCAGUGAUGGAGGGAGCGAGGAGCCGCCAGACCGAAGACAGGCAAGUGUAGACUCCCGCCAGAGCCGCUCUGGGCAAGGCACCUCCACAGAGAACGACUGUGCUUUUGAGCCCGACUACGCCAUUCCUCCGCUCCCAGUGACCGAAGGUAUGCAGCACAUUCGGAUUAUGGAGGGCAUGUCCCGCUCUCUUCCAUCCUCCCCCUUACUCACACAUCAGUCUAUCAGUGUUCGGCUCCAACCUGUGAAGAAGUUAACUG